Molecule: messenger RNA, 605 nt
Organism: Symbiodinium necroappetens
Lineage: Eukaryota; Dinophyceae; Suessiales; Symbiodiniaceae
Source: the annotation of a GenBank genome assembly
GUGAACAGGGCCACCGAGGUCUUUGACGGCCAGGCUUGGCUUGAGAAGAAGCUUGCAACUGGUGGCGCGGUGGGUUGGGACAUGGAGUGGAUUCCAGACACCGGGGCCCGCGAGGAGAAUCCCGUCGCGUUGAUGCAGUUCGCAGAUGCGCACACCGCCCUACUCCUACGCACGCACCGCAGUGGCAAGUGGUUGCCCAAGUGUGUGCGAGAUCUGCUCCUGUCGAAGAGCUGCCAGAAGGUGACUCUCGGAUACGAUGGCUCCGACCGCCGCAAAGUGCAGGCUUCCUUCGACCUUGAGCCGGAGGCUGUGGUGGACCUCCAGAAGAUGGCCGAAGAUCGGGGAUUCCAACGCAGCAUUGGCUUGAAGAAGUUGGGCCGGGCCUUCGGCCUCAAGAUGUAUAAGGAUCCUACCCUUUCUAUGUCCUUCUGGGAGGCCUCCACCCUGUCAGAGGAUCAGGUCCGGUACGCGGCGGAUGAUGCAUUCUUCACCUACAGCUUGUACGAUCGUCUGCUCAUGUUCCAGCGCUCCAACGCCCUGGACGCGGGGACGGAGGACGAGAGUGUCGAAGGCCUCGAAGAUCCGGACGACGAAGCUUCCCUGCU